CCCCACGCACGACCCUCCAUCUCACACAAGUUCUGCCUUGCGCGUACCAGAGCGUCGCGCUCGCUCCCGACCGUGUGCGGCACAGCAGCAGCUAAGCUCGCGGCGAUGCAGUCGCGCGCGUGCCUGCCGGGCUGCGGUCCGCUGCCGGGUCCGGCGGGCGCCGGGCGCAGGCGCAGCGGCCUCCUCUCCUCGAGCGGCAGCGUCAGCAGGCGGACUCCCGCCGGACGAGGGGGCGCCACCGGCGUUCGCGCCGUCGACGGGGCUUCCGCUGCGGCCGCUGUCGCCGCAGCUGCCGAUGCCGCGCUCCCGCCCCCGCAGGUCACCUGGCAGAUCGUCGUCGGCGCCGUAGCUGGAGUGACGCCGUUCGUGGUCGCAGGGGUCGAGUUCGGCAAAAGAAUCGUCCAACAAAAGAAAUGUGAAAUCUGUGGAGGUUCUGGCCUGGUAAUGAAGAACGACUAUUAUGUUCGGUGCCAAGGGUGUGGUGGCUUCCUUCCAUGGCAAUCUUGGAGAAGGUUCUUCACAGGCUGAACCCUGAUCAUCACGACUUUGCUUGCGCUGUUUCUAAAGACGGAUGAUGAUAUUAGGAAAAUUUGUGAGAUAUAAGUUGAACAACUUUGUGUUUGAAACAAUACAGACAUGUCGAAUGCUCGUGCAUGCCGUCGACUUGCGCACGGCGAAAUCGAUGCUGUUGGGAUGCUCAUUUUUGCGUUCCCGUGCCCGUUUCAAGCUUCACCGUGAGUAUGCAACUCGGUGGCCUUCCUGUGAGUCUGUGACGAUCGAGAUGCCAAAAAAUGUUUUUUUCCCAUUCGUUUGAUCAGGCUGACAGUUAGUCGUCUAUUGCGUUACCUGAUCUUGCAUCAAGUUUCGAUUGGACGAUACACAAGAUCGAGCGGUGCCUUCCCCAAAGUCAACUUCCCCGAGCCACCGUCCAUGGGCCAUGGCACGUGUACUGUAUCUCUUCCUCGCUUUCCCAGAUCGGCGCGUGUCGCGCGGCCGUUUUCCCCAUUCUUCUCCCUUCGACCCUUCCCCCACCGCCUCCCCCGACCGGCGAGGGGGCAGCCAGCCAAACCAACAGCCUACGGCGGCCGGCGCCGGCCUCGACCCGGAGAUAACGCGACGCGGAUCGAGGCCGCGCGCGGCGCGCCCAUCCUGACCCGCGCGACCUGAAAAUCGGCGCGCAGCUCGGGAUCCGCCGUUAGGGCCGGGGGCGGCGUGCCGUGCCCGCGGCGGGUUAGCUGUUGUACGUUACGUCGCGCAACCUCUCCCAGUCCCAGCCUCCCUUAUCUGCUCGCCCGUUUCUCUGACUCGGACGCCGACGCCGGCCUUCCCACUUGUCCCCACGCGUGACGCGCCCACGACCUCCUCGUCGUCCUCUUGCGAUCCUCCAUCUCGCUGCCGUUUCCUCGUCACCUCCUCCUCCCGACUUGCCAAACUCCAACACGCCGCGCGCCCAUGCCCCCGGUGCGUAGAUAGCUGUAGCCAAACAAAUACUCGCCUUCUCCGACGUUCCAGCUCCAGCUCCGAUCCCAGCGGAUUCCGCGAUCCAAGGCGCGCGGUCUCCGUGAGCAGCGUGACUCUCUGCGUGCCUGUGCCAUUUCCGCCCUGCCGGUAUGGAUGACAUCGCAAGUGAGGCGCCGGUGGGGGCGUUCGCCAUCGGCCCGUCCACGGCGCUGGGCCGCGCCGUCGCGCUGCGCGUGCUGCUCUGCGGCUCCGCGGCGCGCCUGCGGCACCGCCUGGCCGCGGCGCUGCGCGCCGUGCUGCCCGUGGCGGCGGCGUGGCUGCACCCGCGGGACAACACGCGCGGGAUCCUGCUCGCCGUCUGCGCCGUCGCGCUCCUGCUGCGGGGGCGGCGGGGCAGGGCAGGGCUCAGGGCGCGGGUGCAGUCCGCCUACCGCCGCAAGUUCUGGCGGAACAUGAUGCGCGCCGCGCUCACCUACGAGGAGUGGGCGCACGCCGCGCGGAUGCUGGAGCGCGAGGCCGCCCCGCGCCGCGCCAGCGACGCCGACCUCUACGACGAGGAGCUCGUCCGCAACAAGCUCCGCGAGCUCAGGCACCGGCGCCAGGAGGGAUCGCUCAGGGACAUCGUCUUCUGCAUGCGCGCCGACCUGCUCAGGAAUCUCGGCAAUAUGUGCAACCCCGAACUGCACAAGGGGAGGCUGCAGGUGCCUAGACUCAUAAAGGAGUACAUAGAGGAGGUAUCUACUCAACUGAAAAUGGUCUGUGACUCGGAUUCUGAUGAGUUACCGCUUGAAGAGAAGCUCGCAUUUAUGCAUGAGACAAGACAUGCCUUUGGUAGAACAGCCUUGCUGCUAAGCGGAGGUGCUUCAUUAGGAUCCUUUCAUGUGGGUGUUGUGAAAACCUUGGUAGAACAUAAACUUCUGCCUAGGAUAAUUUCAGGAUCAAGUGUUGGUUCAAUAAUGUGUUCUAUAGUAGCAACGAGGUCAUGGCCUGAGUUGGAGAGCUUCUUUGAGGAGUGGCAUUCCCUGAAAUUUUUUGACCAGAUGGGUGGGAUCUUUCCUGUGGUUAAAAGAAUUUUGACACAUGGAGCUGUUCAUGAGAUUAGGCACUUGCAAGUGCUUUUGAGAAAUCUUACCAGCAAUUUGACAUUUCAAGAAGCUUAUGACAUGACUGGCCGGAUUCUUGUUGUCACUGUGUGCUCGCCAAGGAAGCAUGAGCCGCCUCGAUGCUUGAACUAUUUAACAUCGCCUCAUGUUCUUAUCUGGAGUGCAGUAACUGCUUCGUGUGCUUUUCCUGGACUUUUUGAGGCCCAAGAAUUGAUGGCAAAGGAUAGAUUCGGUCAAACAAUCCCUUUCCAUGCUCCAUUCUUAUUGGGCGUGGAGGAACGUACUGGUGCUACAACCCGGCGAUGGAGAGAUGGGAGCUUAGAAAGUGAUUUGCCCAUCAAACGGUUGAAGGAACUAUUCAAUGUGAAUCAUUUCAUAGUAAGCCAAGCCAAUCCUCACAUAGCUCCAUUGUUGAGACUAAAGGAAAUCAUCAGGGCUUAUGGAGGCAGCUUUGCUGCCAAGCUUGCUGAACUUGCUGAGAUGGAAGUUAAGCAUAGGUGUAAUCAAGUUCUGGAACUUGGAUUUCCACUAGGAGGAUUAGCCAAAUUAUUUGCUCAAGAUUGGGAAGGUGAUGUCACAGUCGUUAUGCCAGCCACUCUUGCACAGUAUUCCAAGAUGAUACAGAACCCAUCUUAUGCUGAGCUUCAGAAGGCUGCAAAUCAAGGUAGGAGAUGCACUUGGGAAAAGCUAUCAGCCAUCAGGGCGAAUUGUGCCAUUGAGCUUGCAUUGGAUGAAUGUGUUGCCCUCCUGAACCACUUGCGUAGGCUAAAGAGGAGUGCGGAAAGAGCAUCUGCCUCACAAGGACAUGGUCCUACAAUCAGGCUCUGCCCAUCUAGGAGAAUUCCAUCCUGGAAUCUCAUAGCAAGAGAAAAUUCGACUGGUUCUCUUGAAGAAGAAAUGCUUGCAUCUCCUACACGUACAAAUCAUCAAGGACCUGGAGGAGUUGCUGCAUUAUCUAACAGAAACCAGUAUCUCCAGAGAAUUGCACAUGAUAGUAGUGACAGUGAAUCUGAAAGUAUAGAUUUACACUCUUGGACGAGAAGUGGUGGCCCUCUUAUGAGGACAGCCUCAGCCAACAAGUUCAUCAGCUUUGUUCAGAAUCUUGAGAUUGACACAGAAUUCAGAACAAUUCCAUCUAGGGAAGAUGAAUCUGAUCUUGUGACACCAAAUGGCAGUAGCUUGGCAGCUCAGGCAGUCAGUAGAGAAGCAGCUGAUAGGAGCUUGGACAAUUCAGGUAUAGAUAUUCAUGAUACUACUACCCCUAGAACGACAUUUGGCCCUUCAACGAGUAUCGUGGUUUCUGAAGGUGACUUGUUGCAGCCUGAAAAGACUGAGAAUGGUAUUUUGUUUAAUGUUGUAAGGAGGGAUACUCUUAUAGGACCUAGUAAUGGAGUUGAGUCUCAAGGAUCUCCUCGGGAACCAGAUGUUGAAACAGUACAGACAGAGUGCCUUGAUGGCGUGUCAGCUUCUGACGACGACGACAUGGAACUCAAUGUUGUUAAUGAUGAAGCGACUGAUCCCAUGAGUAGACAUAAUCCACAACAUCAGGGGUCCUCACUGGGAGAAAAUGUAGAUCAUCCCUCUUCCUUAAAUUGUGAAGAUGGGACAAACACCAACAAUCCAGAAGCUGCAUCAAUUUUUGAUAUAUGUACGGAGAUCCACCAGGCAACUGUUACUACAGAAAAUAGCCUGCUGGAAGGGUCUUCAGAGAACACGGAACUGGAAACAGCAAAGAUAGAAUGUCCUGAUCACAAUUAGGCUGGUAGGAAGGAUGGAGUUGUCUAAGAUUUUACUAGUUAAGAGGCGUCCUUUCAUUCUAAGGCAGCAGAUGUCCUUUUUGUGUUCUGACAACUUUAAAGCUAGUCAUCGCAAAAGUGGAUGCAAGAAGCUGUAUGUUAUUCUAUUCAAGUUUCAUAUCAAGGUAGAUCCAAUGGCUUUGGCUCAAUUGAGGAACCAAAUAUAUUUUCAGUGAUGGAAGUGAGAUUCUAACAUCUAGGAGAAAUGAAACUGAGACUGGGGGGAAAAAUACAUAGAAACAGUACAAUUUGGGCAUCUAAUUUAAACUCGUCGAGAACUAAUUCGGGUGGCAGCAGUUGUAAUCUCAAUUGGUUUUGCAGAUGGCCUGAUGACUAGAUGUUACCUCUCAACUGGUAAGCAGUGGAGACAACAGGCAAAGAGACACCAGGACCUUCAAUGUACAUGGCCUGCUGGCAGUUUGCUUCAUUAAACUGAAUUUUGUGCAAAUAACUAGCCUUGCAUCCUAGGAUAGUCAAGUGAGGGGCAAAGGGAUUUGGAUUAACAUCUUCCUAAUGCCGCUGGUAUACUGAAGAAAGUGUUGGGUUAUCAUCCUAAAGGUAGUGAAAGACAACGCUGAUGAGAUCAGGAUCGACUCCCAAGCCUUCUUACGAGAUGGUGUAAAUCUAAUAGCAUUACAAUCAAUUUGGUAUGGCUUUCUUCUGUGUAAUAUACACUUCUGGUGAAUGCGAUGUGUAGACCAGGAUGCAAAUCAAUCGCCAAUUGUUGUGAAGUGAGUCUACGCAGACUCGCAGAGGCAA
Molecule: messenger RNA, 5119 nt
Organism: Setaria italica (foxtail millet)
Lineage: Eukaryota; Viridiplantae; Streptophyta; Magnoliopsida; Poales; Poaceae
Product: triacylglycerol lipase SDP1
Exons: 7
Coding region: 1611-4322 (903 amino acids)
Biological process (GO): lipid metabolic process
Molecular function (GO): triacylglycerol lipase activity
Source: RefSeq, a predicted model, not a curated record